AUGUUUGUUCGGAUGCUGAUCUUGAUCGAGGGAGGCAACCAUCCCAGCAUGCGUCUGAGCAGCACCGAGCACCGAGACAUCGACCCAUCCACCAGUUGGAUCACAGCCCUGCUCAACGAACAAGAGUUCCAGGCUGGACUGGCCCGUCUGUGUCUGGCUCCAGGGACUUGGCUAGUCAUCGGGGCGGCAGCCGCAUCCGAGAGGCGGAUGGCAUGCAUCGCGCUACACCGCGCUACGCCGCGUAUGAUAUGCCUUGCAGAGAAUGACAUGUCGCUCCCCACCUUCCCAGCCGAAGAAGACAUGCCGAUUGGGUAUGAGUCUGCAACUACCGGCAAAAGACCUACCUGGAUGAGAUAUGUGGAGACCUGA
Diaporthe amygdali is the source of this 369-nucleotide messenger RNA. RefSeq lists its product as uncharacterized. The record is from RefSeq and is a predicted model, not a curated record. NCBI's taxonomy places the organism in Eukaryota, Fungi, Ascomycota, Sordariomycetes, Diaporthales, Diaporthaceae. Bases 1 to 369 code for a protein of 122 amino acids. The transcript is spliced from 3 exons.